Podarcis raffonei (Aeolian wall lizard) is the source of this 4618-nucleotide messenger RNA. It is a transcript of the gene ZC3H4, whose product is annotated as zinc finger CCCH-type containing 4. Gene Ontology annotation, molecular function: RNA binding; metal ion binding. Lineage: Eukaryota; Metazoa; Chordata; Lepidosauria; Squamata; Lacertidae. Gene Ontology annotation, biological process: negative regulation of DNA-templated transcription. Gene Ontology annotation, cellular component: nucleus. The transcript has 14 exons. The record is from RefSeq and is a predicted model, not a curated record. Bases 16 to 3837 code for a protein of 1273 amino acids.
CCCCGGCCGCCCCCCAUGGCCGUGGAGAGCCCCGGCGUGCCCCCGCCCAGCAGCCCGCACGCCAGGCCCCCUUCCCCCUCGCCGGCCGCCUCCCUCCUCCACAGCCACCACCACGGCAGCAGCCUGGGCCUCGGCGGCGCCAGCGCCCGGCCGCUCCAACAACACCACCACGGGCCCGGCCCGGACGAAAGGGAGGAUGGGGAGCUGGAAGAAGGGGAGCUGGAAGAUGACGGGGGCGAGGAGCCGCAUGACGCUUCAGAGUCCCGAGAGAAGAGUCGGAAGGACAAAAACGAGAAGCAUCAUAGUGACUCGGAUGAAGAGAAGACUCACCGGAGGAAAAGGAAGCGUCGGAAAGAGCGCGAGAAAGAGAAGCGGAGGUCCAAAAAGAAAAGGAAAUCGAAGCACAAGCGCCAUGCCUCUUCAAGUGACGAUUUCUCAGACUACAGUGAGGACUCAGACUUCAGCCCCGGCGAGAAGGGGCAUCGGAAGUACAGGGAGUACAGCCCUCUCUACUCCUCCUCCUCUCAUCAGCAGUAUUCGUCAUCUCACAGCGCCCCCAAAAAGGGAUAUUCCAAAAUGGAAAGCAAGAACUAUCCCAUGUACGAGGAAUAUGAGAACGAGGGCUAUUGUGACUAUGAGGGAGAGGAUGACGAGGACAUGGGCAAAGAAGACUACGAUGACUUCGCAAAGGAGCUGAACCAAUACCGGAGGGCCAAGGAGGGGUCACACAGGGGGAGAGGGGGUCGUGGGCGAGGCCGAGGCUACCGUGGUCGUGGAAGAGGCGGGAUGCGAGGGCGAGGCAUGGGCAGAGGCAACCGUGGCAGGGGAAGAGGAGAGCAUCUGGAGGAGGAGGAGGAGGAGGAAAUGUAUGAAGAGGAAAUGGAGUACUGCGAAGGAGAAGAGCCUCCAGGGGGAGAUGAGUAUGACGACUAUUCCAAAGAGCUGAACCAGUAUCGCAGGAGCAAGGAAGGAAGGGGAAGAGGCUUAGGUCGUGGCCGAGGCCGUGGCUCCCGAGGGCGAGGCGGCAAGGGGAUGGGCCGAGGAAGAGGCCGGGGGAGAGGAGGCAUGGGCAAAGGAGGGGGGAUGAAUGAAGAGGACGACUACUACGAUGACGACAUGGGGGAUGGAGGCGGAGGCGGGAAUUAUCGGCGGAACGACCACGAUAAAUCUCACCAGCAAUCAGAUAAGAAAGGAAAAGUCAUCUGCAAAUAUUUUGUGGAGGGAAGAUGCACCUGGGGUGAACACUGCAACUUCAGCCAUGACAUUGAGCUGCCAAAGAAGCGGGAACUGUGCAAGUUUUACAUCACUGGCUACUGCGCCAGAGCCGAAAACUGUCCCUACAUGCACGGGGACUUCCCUUGCAAGCUGUUCCACACGACUGGGAACUGCAUCAACGGAGACGACUGCAUGUUCUCCCACGAACCUCUCACAGACGAGACGCGGGAGCUUCUGGAUAAGAUGCUGGCGGACGAUGCUGAGGCCGGAGCAGAAGACGAGAAGGAAGUGGAGGAGCUGAAGAAGCAAGGCAUCAACCCCUUGCCCAAGCCGCCUCCCGGAGUAGGGCUGCUGCCCACCCCCCCUCGGCCGCCGGGGCCGCCAGCUCCAACGUCGCCCAACGGCCGACCCAUGCCUGGCGGGCCACCUGCUCCGCCGCCCCCACCGCCUCCCCUCCCGCCCCCUGGGCCCCCGCAGAUGCCGCCUCCGAUGCACGAGCCCCUCUCGCCGCAGCAGCUGCAGCAGCAGCAGGACAUGUACAAGAAGAUCCCCUCCCUCUUUGAGAUUGUGGUGAGGCCCACCGGCCAGCUGGCGGAGAAGCUGGGUGUGAGGCACCCAGGCAUGUCUCCGCCUAUGUUCCCUGGGCAUCCCGACAUGCCCCCAGACAUGCCCCCCGACAUGCUUCCUGACAUGUGCCCUGACAUGUGUCCCGACAUGCCCAUGGGCCCCGGCAUGAACCCUGGUGCUCCCAUGGGCCCCGGGCCCCCAAUGAUGCCCUUUGGGCCCGAGGAGAUGCCCCCUGGCCCACCAGCACCCGACUUCUAUGACGGCUUCUACCCGCAUCCAGAAGGCUUGGAGAUGGACCCCAACCUGAUGGGUGGCCCAGAGGGCUACGGGAACUACGAUGAGAUGGACGAGCUGCCCGGGGAAAACAUCUUCCCCGACCCUUCCCUGGAGCCAGACCCCUUCUGCGACGGAGGGGUGCCCAGGCUGCAGAAGCCUCCCACCAACGUCCCCAACUUCCUGCCGUCCACGCAGCGGGCUCUGUACCUGCGCAUCCAGCACAAGCAGGAGGAGGAGGAGGAGAGGGCUCGGCGGCACGCGGAAGGCUACAAGCCGGAUCGGGAGCACGAGGAAGGUGAUACUGGCAAUUGGUACUCCAGCGACGAGGACGAUGGCAGCAGCAGCGUCAGCUCCAUCCUGAAGACUCUGCGGCAGCAAAGUUCCAGCCGGCCCCAUGAAGACGCUCCCAGUGGCGCUGGCCCCGCCUUGGGCAGGAGCGACCCUCGCCUCCAGAAAAGCCAGCCCCCGGGAAGCGGCCGGCCGGCCGACCCUCGCCUCCUGCGUGACCCCAGGCUUUCUCGAGGCGUGGAGCCUUCUGCUCCGCCCGGCGUGGGGGACGCAGGGCCCACAGAUCCCAGGCUGGCGCGGCACAUUCCCCCCUCUGCCCCUAAAACAGACUCUCUGCAUUCCAGCCCCUCCGUUGGGCAGAAGGGUGUUCCGGUUCCGGAAGAGGAGGAAGGGGAGAGAGCUCUGAGGGACAAGCCGGUCACGAUUCCCCUGGAUCCUCUGCCAAAUCACACCCUGAGGGACCCUCGGGGUCAGCUGCAGCAGUUCAGCCACAUCAAGAAAGACACUGUCCUGGUCAUGCCCGGUUUUGCCCGCAUGGUCCUGUGGAGCCCCGAGGACCUCAUCCCGCUGCCUGUCCCCAAGCAAGAGUUUGUUCCCGUCCCGGCAGCUCUGCAGGCUCUGCCUGGUCUGGAUCCGCGCCUGAACCGGCCUCAGAACUCCACAGGCCUCUCCGACCCCAGGCAGCGGGCAGCAGCCCCAGCAGAAGCCUCGGCCGGCUCUGGCUCCAGCCUCCCGGACUUUGAGCUGCUCUCGAGGAUAUUGAAGACCGUCAACGCAGCAGGCAGCCCCACCCCGAGCGACAAGCCAAGCGAUCCCCGGAUGCGCAAAGCCCCUGCUGACCCCAGGCUGCAAAAGGCUUCUGAGCCAGCGCCCUCGGCGCCCUCAAAGCCAACGGAGGCCGCCAGCACGUCGGCAGCUGGCCCUGCUGCCUCCUCGGAGGCAACCCCCAGCAUCGCUCCCUACGACCCCCGGCUGCUGACGGCGGGAGGGCUGAGCAGAGGCACCAGCCAGAGCAGCGUCCUGAGCGGGAUCAGCCUCUAUGACCCAAGGACUCCGGGCUCAGGCGGCAAGGCUGCGGAGCCAGCUGGGGAGGGCAGCAACAGCAAAGGCAGCGCCAGAGGGAAGGAGCCCUUGUUUGUUCGCCGGUCGGCCCUGGACCAGCUGGAAGCGGAGAAGCCCAGCGCAGAACCGUCGACCGACAGGUACAACAGCUACAACCGGCCCCGGCCCAAGGCUGCCGCCGCCACCACCACGGCCACCACUGCCGCCACCACCACCACGCCUGCUGCCACAGAGACUGCCGCACAGCCCGGCAUCCACAACCUUCCGGUGCCCCCCGUCUAUGGCAUGGUGAAGCAGGCGGCCAAGUCCGGGGCAGGCAGCCCCUUUGCUGGAAACAGCCCUGCGCAGGACGGGGACCCGCAGGACGCCGGCUCCUUAAAGGAUGUUUUUAAAGGCUUUGACCCCACAGCCUCCCCGUUCUGCCAGUAGUAUUAAAGACUUGCCCCUGCAGCCUUGUGCCCGAGAGAAGCAGCAGUGUUCGAAACUUGUUCUCUUCUUUUCCUUUUAUUCCAUUAAUCCACCCCCCCCUCCACCCCAGCCAUAUAACUUGUAUAUACAUCCUUUGGGUUUUGCUCAGUGCUGUAGCGUGUAAUAUCCAAGCUGCAUUGUAAACAAGUAAUCAGAGUAUCUUAAGUAGUACUAGCCAGUAUUGUCUGAUGCCCUGGGCCUUUGUUUGAGGCUCACCUGAAAUCAUUCAUUGUCUUCAAAUCCUCUUUGGAAACCUGGGCCAGCAAUCCCUCCAGCCCUUAGCCUUCCUUUGCACAGUGGGCUACGUCCGAACCCCUCCUGCUGCUCCUCCUCCUCCUCUUCAGGUGUUCUCUGCGGGGUGGAGGAGAGGCUGGGGAGAGAAAGGUGGUUCUUUCCUGUUGCGUCAAGGGAUGAUGCUGUCAGCCAUGCUGAUCUGUAGAAUAUAUGUAUCUUCAUUUCUUAGCUGUAACAAAAUAAGUGUAUCAUAGCCUUUUUUUAAGAAGGAAAAAAAAUCUAGUGCGGUGAAAAUUACCAUGGAGAAAUAACCAUGUUGGAUUAUUUUUGUAAUUGUGUUGGAUUUUAAGUACUUGUUUGCCAUUUCCUGGAGGUUGCUGGAUCCAGAUCCAGCUGAACUAGAACAGGGCGCUACAUCCGGGGUGUUGGGGCAGCCUCUCAAAAAAGUGAUGCUUUCUACCAAAACAGAAUUUGUAGUAUUGAAAUUAAAUUAUUAAUAUCCCUUUGA